GUCGGCCGCUCGCGUUGUAACUUGUAUCCCUUCGCGAAUAUGGCGCUGCCCUUCUAAAGGGUCGGGUGUUGCGGUCGGCCGAAUGACUUCAGUGCAAGGAUCCCGGUUAUAGAAUGGAUUCAAAUAAAGGGACGCCAUCGAGGAUAUUCGCACUUUCGCCAAUAGAAGCAAAAGAAGAAAUAGAUGAGAAACUGGAACGCAGCUUCACUUACCUCCAGUCACUGGUCAAUGGCGUGUCAGAAAAGGAGGCUCACGAUGCUCUCAAUGCUGCAGUGUGCAAGGGGGCCCAGGCGCACGACGACAUCAGUUCGGGCUUCCUCUACGGGAUCUUGGUGGACGGCACGAAUGCGGCUAGGUACUACCGAGACGUGACGUUCACGGUGCGCGACGGCCUGCAGCACCUCAUCAACACCCUGAGUGUCCUGAUCUUGGAGAAGUACACCAAGCUCCUGGACACAUGCAGGGCACAGCUCAUCUGGCUGAUGAAGGAGCUCAUCAAGAACUCUGUGCCCGGGGUGGACAACCUGUGCCAGAGCCUGCUGCGGCAGAUUGCCGGCGGCGACGUCUCUCCAAAGAACAUCUGGCUCGCUGAAGCGAUGCUCGACAUCUUCCUUGAGAACAGCACGUGGUUGGCGGGCCUCCCCGUGCUGAUAGCCACGGCGGUGUACACCUUCCUGCGCCUCAUUGUGGACCACGGCGGCCAGCUGUUUGCAACACUGCGGCAGCGGGAAGUGGACUUCUGCAUCUCUAUGCUCAGGGACAAGUUCACAGAGUGUGCCAUGAUCGGCCGCGAUCUGAUCCGGCUGCUCCAGAAUGUGGCCCGCAUCCCAGAGUUUGACAAGCUCUGGAGAGACCUCCUGAACAGCCCCAGCACCCUGUCACCAACCUUCACCGGCGUGCAGCAGCUGCUGACGCAGCGGACGUCGCGGCGGUUCCUCCAGUGCCGGCUAACGCCGGACAUGGAGCGCAAGAUCAACUUCCUCACGUCCCAAGUGAAGUUCGGCAACCAGAAGCGCUACCAGGACUGGUUCCAAAAGCAGUACCUGAGCACCCCGGAGAGCCAGUCCCUGCGGUGCGACCUCAUCCGCUUCAUCUGCGGCGUGAUCCACCCGUCCAACGAGCUGCUCUGCUCCGACAUCAUCCCCCGGUGGGCUGUCAUUGGCUGGCUGCUGACCACGUGCACCUCCAACGUGGCUGCCUCUAACGCCAAGCUGGCCCUCUUCUACGACUGGCUCUUCUUUUCCCCGGACAGAGACAACAUCAUGAACAUCGAGCCCGCGAUCCUGGUGAUGUACCACUCGAUGCGGCCGCACCCGGCCAUCACUGCCACGCUGCUGGACUUCCUCUGCAGGAUCAUGUCCAACUUCUGCAAAAGCCUGGCGGCCCAGGUCAAGGUGGGCAUCUACACUUCCCUGCGGCAGAUCUUGGAGAAGCGGGUGUUGGCGUCAUUGUCGCCGCUCUUCGACAACCCCAAGCUCGACAAGGAACUCAGGGCCAUGAUCCGGGAGCAGUUCACCGAGUUCUGCUCGCCCGUCGAAGGCAAAGUGGAAGACACGGUACCAAUGCCUCCGGGAUCCAUGAUCCUGGAUGGCAACCACAACUCGGUGAUGAACUGCGAGAACGAGGCCCAGUUUAGUGAAGACGAGGACGACAUCCCCCUGGGCAAGCUCCGCUCCAAGGACAUCAAAUUCCAGCCAAUCCGUGAGCCGAGCAAGGCGGAGCAGAUGGACAUCUCUGAGCAUCUGAACCAGCUCGGAGGAGAGAUACGCAAGAAGAUCCUGGAGCUGCAGAAUGAGAAGAACAGCGAGGUCCAAUGCGAGAUAGUGGAGGGUCUGCUUCAGGAGGUCCUUCGGGAGGAGGACUUUGACCAGGACACGGCCACUUCCAUCGGAACCUGUCUGGCGCAAAUCUUGGACAACGAGUUCACCAGAAAGCUCUUUCCCCAGGAACUCGAUGACGAGUCCAUCGAGGAGUCCAUCGGAACGCCCCUCUUCGUCAUAUUCAGGAACCUGUGCCAGACCCCCGAGGAGGACCCCAGCCGGCAGGCCCAGCUGAUGCUACUCUGGGAGCUGGGUCAGCACCAGCCCCGGCUCGGGUACCGGCUGCUCUACUUCCUCAGGGCCUCCUUCCCGGGGGGGACCGGCGGGGGGAGCGGGAGCGGCUCGGGGAACGGCCAGCCCAGCUACACGUCGUACCGGGACUACGCCCGCAGCCACCAUGCCCUCAACUCCUGCCUGCUGCAGGACCUCAGGCUCUGCCAGGAGGACGACGUUCGCCUUUUCUGCUACCUGGUGCCUGAAAUAUACACACAGUUCCCCAAUGUGGCCAUUGGCAACGCGGACAUUCUGAACCUCAUCGUCUCCUGCAUCGACGCACUUCAGCUGCAAGACCUGGUGUGCCACAUCCUACAGGGGAACAUGGUGAUGUUCCGCAAGGACUCCUUCAUCUCCAUACUGAACGCGAGCCUGGAGUGGGAGACCUUUGAGCAGUUCUGCCUGUGGCAGCUGAUUGCAGCCCACAACAUUCCCGUCGACUAUGUGCUGCCCAUCCUGCCCAAGCUCGAGUUCCAGGCGCAUGCGGAGGCCUUGACGAGCAUCCUGCUGCUGCUCAAGCAGGAGAAGCCCUCGGCAGAGCUGCUCAGGCACAUCCUGUGUCGGGACGUGAAGGGCAGCGACCUUUUUGUGGUCUCCAUCCUCAAGUACUGGACCCAGGAGCACGAGGUGCAACUCUCGGAGCUCGUGGGAGCCCUCUUCGUCAAGGCGGGGUCCGCGGCCAAGCGGAAAAGGCAGCCCUUGGGCAGCAAGAACCAGGGCCCGGCCCCGGAGCAGACCCUGGCUCAUUUGGACCAACUGAGGCAGCACUGCAGGCAAACCUCCUUCUUCAGCCAGGGUGCCAUCCAGGCUGCAUUGGCCCAAGUGCAAGCAUCCUCCACAGAGGCACAGAAGACCAAGUUCAGUGACCUGUUUGCGCUGGCGGACGACGCGGAAGAGCUAAAGCUCCCGCAGGCGUUGCCCAAGGGCUCCAGCGGGGCCCCCUCGAGGGGAAACCGCGGCGGUGGCAAGGCGGGUGGCACCGCCAACACGUCUCCACAAAAGUCCGCCCGCGUCAAGCCGGUGCUUGCAGACUCCGACAGCAGUACGGAGAGCAGCGAGGAUGAGGAAGCGGCCAAGCCCAAGCCUCCGCGCAAAAAGAAGAAAACUGCCCUCGUAACGUCUGACAGCGACUGAGCUUCGUGGAGGACUUGCUUUUAUAAAUAUGUACACAUCGACGGCACCUUGUGACUGAACAAAUGGAAGACUGGCGACGCUGCGAGAGAAGAGGCCAUUGCUGGGCUGCCAGAACACCAAGGAACACCUGUACAGUGGGCGCAACGAAGAGCGACGUGCGAGAAUGUGUGUGUCUGUGUGUGUGUGUGUGUGUGCUUGCAUUUGUUCACUAGGACAAGGCACAGUGCUGUACUGAAAGUGAUAUCUUGUAGGUCUUAGGAAGAAAAACUGCACUCGGGGUCGAACUGUUGGACUACAUUAGGUACACGGGGUGGAAUGUUUCGUCUGCUCUUUUUUUUUUUUUUUUGUAAAAAAUAUGAACGAUGUUGCGGAUCUAGUGAGCAUUCGGUGUAAAUAGUGCCCACAGUCUGUACAGCGACUUGGGAGCGGCGUGUUUUGUGUCGAAGCAGUCCGUCGUUGACUGUUCUUUAAAAAGGAAAUAAAUCUUACGAUCUAUUUAUAAUAUAAAUUGGGGUGCAUUGGCCCCACUAGGGGUGUUUCACAUCGCCUGCUGCAAUUAGAGAGCCUCAAUUAAGGGUGUGUUCAACUCAAACCAUGGAGAGCAUUUGCAA
Ixodes scapularis (black-legged tick) is the source of this 3838-nucleotide messenger RNA. RefSeq names its product integrator complex subunit 3 (gene IntS3). The transcript has 28 exons. Lineage: Eukaryota; Metazoa; Arthropoda; Arachnida; Ixodida; Ixodidae. Gene Ontology annotation, cellular component: cytoplasm. The record is from RefSeq and is a predicted model, not a curated record. Bases 114 to 3227 code for a protein of 1037 amino acids.